AUGGAGAUUGAAAUGCCAAGCUUCAUCAGAAAUGGAGUAGUGAGACUUCCACCUGGAUUCAGGUUCCACCCAACUGAUGAAGAACUGGUGGUGCAGUACCUUAAAAGGAAGACCUUUUCCUGCCCAUUGCCUGUCGCAGUUAUUCCUGAGAUCAACCUCUCCGAGUUCGAUCCUUGGGAUUUGCUAAGUGAGAACGAAGGAGACAGGUUCUUUUUCAAUUUGGUAGAGAGAUUCACGUACCACCGUAGCAACCGAGCGGCUGGCUCCGACUACUGGAAGGCUACCGGAAAGCCAAGGCCGGUGGUGGCGCCGGCGAGCAAAGAGCUGGUGGGGAUGAAGAGGGUGCUCGUCUUCCACCGGUGGAAGUCAUCGUGA
Messenger RNA from Zingiber officinale, 375 nucleotides. RefSeq names its product NAC domain-containing protein 83-like. Gene Ontology annotation, biological process: regulation of DNA-templated transcription. The coding region runs from base 1 to 375 and encodes 124 amino acids. Gene Ontology annotation, molecular function: DNA binding. The record is from RefSeq and is a predicted model, not a curated record. Lineage: Eukaryota; Viridiplantae; Streptophyta; Magnoliopsida; Zingiberales; Zingiberaceae. The transcript is spliced from 2 exons.